GCCAAAACUUCUAAGUAAAAUCACAUGAUCUGUAUUUUGUCAUAUGACAUUGAUGAGCCCGACAAACAACCAGAAACUAGCAACUCACGGUGGACUUCACUAAAAGAAAGACAACCGUCAGGGAUGAAAUUCUAUAAAACUUUUUUGUGACUUUGACGAUAAUAUCUGGAGUAUGGAAUGUUGGGGAGUUUUGACUGCGAUAGCUGCCGCUUGUCUGCUAGGUGUGGUGGUGAGCCAGACGACGGCUCCGAUGUUCGCUCUUUCUGUGAUGAACACCACAUUCAUUGAGAAUGUGACAGAAACAACCACAUUCAGUGAGACCCCUACAUUCAAUGAGAAAGAGACAGCAACCUCCCAUAUGAUCCUCAGCACCACGUCCCCAGGCUGCUCUGCCCUCUGUGAGGCCUGUGUCCCAGGGUCCUAUUCCGACAACGACACCAUCCUGUGUUCCUGCUGCCAUGAGCCAGGGUUGUGUCUGUUCACUGGGGCUUGCCUCCCAUGUUCCAGAGGGUUCUUUCAGAGUCUGGCUGGACAACAGCGAUGUCUGCCCUGCAGCCAGGGUUUUUACACCAAUUUCACCGGCAGCCCUGUGUGUCAGUCCUGCCCCGCAGGCUCCUACAGCAACAACACAGGCUCCGACUCCUGCCAAAGUUGUUCUCCAGGUUUCUAUACGUCUCAACAAAAUGCCACAUUGUGCAGUCCAUGUCAACGAGGAACAUUCUGCAACGCUUCCAGGUGUGCUCUGUGUCAGAUCUGUCCUGCUGGUACAGAGUCCCUCCAGGCUGCUGCCAAGGAAUGCACACCUUGUCGUCCAGGCCUGCACAAGGCUCCCCGUCAGAGUAUGUGUCAAAUCUGCAGCAGCGGCUUCUUCCAGAUCCACUGGGGCCAGGAGACCUGUAACCUCUGCCCCGAAAACCACUACUGCCCAAGUCCAGACGUGAACCCCAUCCUGUGCCCUGGCGUUGCCUUCUGUCCUGAAGGCAGCACUGCUCCAGGUUACUGCAUGGAGACCUUCUUCCGCAAGGCAGGGGAGGACUGCGAGCUGGCCCCUAUCGCCAUUGCUCUACUUGUCAUUGGAGGAGGGGUGGCCCUACUCUUUGUCAUCCUACUGGUGUUGCGUCGAAUGCGAGACACAGAUGGAGAGCUUUCCCUCGCGCGACAAUUUCUGUUAACCAAAGAGAGGCCGCAAGGUGAAUACUACGGGAUCCCAGGUGAUGCCGCGCCAGUAUAUGCUGGUUGGUGAGCAUGUCCCCAGCCUCAUCUGAUACUUCCUAUUAUUGGGGUGAAAUGUCUGGCUUUUAGAGCAGAAUCAAGGGAAGUCUAUGUGCCUCAGUUGUGGACUAAUGGACCAUAAGAGAAAGCAGACACCAAAUCCUAGCCAUGGUUUACCGAAUGUCCAUUUGACUAUUUUUGACAACUCACCAGCUUUCCUGCGAUUUAUAUCUUCAAGAUGUAUUUUUAACAAGCAGAAGUGUUUUUCAUCUGUAUUCUGUGCUUUAGUGAUGGUGGAUCCCGUUACAUUUGUUCAAAAUAAGAAAAAAUGUCAAUUGAAUUUACCUUUGCAUUCCUUUAGAUUAAUUAGGUAAAUGGUUUAAAGAGGCACACACUGGAUGGUUUAGGAGGGUUGAAAAUGGAGCUUGCGGGCCUCUAUAAGGACUUGGUGGAGACCUUGUGUUAUGAAAAUCACUUUUGUUGAUGUUUGUAAAUGCACUCAGUCAUGGUACAUCGAUGGGUGUUUAACUUAUGCUUUGAAGAUUGUUUUAAGUAAAUGUUCCCCUCUGUCACAGAAAUAAUCUAUUUGCUGAUUAUACAUAUUAAUCAUUUUGGUGAUCUGAGGUAUUAUGUGUUAUCUUUUUUAUUUUCUGUUUGAAAGGCAUCACAUCUAUGUUCAUCAAUAGAAAUGUUUUUGACCUAUGCUAUUUAAAAGAAAAUUCUAUUUGUAUGUUUUAAAGAAAAACACUGACUCUGACUGCAAUAAAGCAUAGCCAUGCACUACUCUCAA
This is a messenger RNA of Salvelinus namaycush (lake trout), 2002 nucleotides long. RefSeq names its product multiple epidermal growth factor-like domains protein 9. The transcript has 9 exons. The record is from RefSeq and is a predicted model, not a curated record. Gene Ontology annotation, molecular function: protein binding. Bases 173 to 1243 code for a protein of 356 amino acids. Lineage: Eukaryota; Metazoa; Chordata; Actinopteri; Salmoniformes; Salmonidae.